This is a messenger RNA of Mycosarcoma maydis (corn smut), 1179 nucleotides long. Its product is annotated as putative NADH2 dehydrogenase (ubiquinone) 40K chain. The record is from RefSeq and is a predicted model, not a curated record. Bases 1 to 1179 code for a protein of 392 amino acids. NCBI's taxonomy places the organism in Eukaryota, Fungi, Basidiomycota, Ustilaginomycetes, Ustilaginales. Gene Ontology annotation, molecular function: protein-containing complex binding. Gene Ontology annotation, cellular component: mitochondrion. The transcript is spliced from 2 exons.
AUGGUUCAUCUCGUUGGAACUAGCGCUGCAAAGGCGGCUUCGUCGGCCUUGCGAUUCGAGGCUCGAUCCUCGCUUCUUCGUGGAUCUCAGGUCGUUCAGGCUCGCAACGUCCAUGAUCUCACUAUCAAUCGAAAGACGGGAAAGCCCAUCAUCAAGUCUGGUCCUUACGGCGGUGGACGAUCCUCGGUUUCGGGACACGUUGUUACCGUGUUUGGUUGCACCGGCUUUCUUGGACGAUACGUUGUGAACCGUCUGGCGCAAAAGGGCUCGCAGGUCAUCGUUCCGUACCGAGAUGAGGACGAAAAGCGACACUUGAAGGUGAUGGGAGACCUUGGACAGGUUGUGCCCAUGGAGUGGGACCUGAGGCACGACGAGCAGAUCGAGGAGUGCGUGCGACACUCGGAUGUAGUGUACAACUUGACUGGGCGACACUACGAGACCAAGAACUUUACCUUCAACGACGUCCAUGUCACCGGUGCUCAGCGCAUUGCUCAGAUUGCCGAAGCUUCCGGCGUUGGCCGCUUCAUCCACGUCUCGCACCUGAACGCUGAUGCCAACUCGCCAUCGGCUUUCUUGCGGUCCAAGGCGGAAGGUGAGGCUGUGGUAAAGCGCGCUUUCGAAGGCGCCACCAUCGUUCGCCCCGGUACCAUGUGGGGUCAUGAGGACCGAUUCCUGAACCAGAUGGCUGUGUAUCCUUACGCCUGGCGCGUCAACCAGGGCCAAACCAAGAUGCGCCCCGUGCACUCUCUCGAUGUGGCGCACGCUCUCGAAAAGAUGCUCGAGGCUGACGUUACUUCGAUGGGUGCCACCUUCUCGCUUGCCGGUCCCAAGGAAUACACUAUCGGUCAGAUCCUGCAGCUCGUCGAGUCGCUCACUUACACCUCAUUGGUCAAGCCCGGUCUGAACACGCCCAAAUUUGUCAUGAAGCUUGCCGCCAAGGUGGCCGAUCUUGCCUGGUGGCCCAUGAUCUCGCCCGACGAGGUGGUCCGACGAUACAUUGACGAUCUUCCGGAUGCUCCCGGCACCAAGAGCUGGGCCGAUCUCGCCAUCUCCCCCGACACACUCGAAGAGACCGCUGCACCAUACCUCAGGAGAUACCGACCCACGACAAGGUUCGAGCAGCCUCUCGAGACUGGUGGCGCGCGUCUCAAGAAGUCCAAGUAUCACGUGCUCGACUAG